GAAGACCAAGCGUUCCCAGGACAACGAAACGCCAAACAACUGACCGAAGUAACCCGCGGCAGCUACUGACCCGCUCAGAAACACCGAGGAUUAACAUUCGCCUUCAGUCCAUUCGAAGUUUUCUGGGUUAAAGAAAGUUAAAGGCUUGAGUUGAGAAAGCGGGAAUCCAGGAGAAUAACCUCAAACAUGAGUGGUAACAGGAUGUACAGCCACCAGCAGAGGUUAAUGGCUCAGCGGCGGGUCCAGGAGCAGCACCGGGAGCAGGAGGCCCAGCGGGUGGACAGAGAGCGGCAGGUCCAGGCCAGCCUGAGGGAGGAGGAGGGCUUCGAGAGGAGGAGGUAUCUGCGACAGGUGCAGCAGGAGCUCAAGGAGAAGCAGAUAGAGAGCGCCCUGCUCAAGGCAGAGGAGGAUCGAGUUAACCGGGAAAAGCAGCUUGAACAGGAAGAGAGAAUGGCCAGGGAGCUGGCCCGCAUCAACCACGAGAAGCAGAAAGAGGAGAAAAUGAGGCAGUAUAUCAAAGAGAACAGCAUGGAGCUUCGAGAGCUGGAGUUGAAGCUGAAGUCUGCGUACCUGAACAAGGACAGAGCCGCACAGAUUGCUGAGCAGGAGGCCAUGAGGUUUGAGACAAUGCGUGAAGAGGCAGACUACGGUCGCAAGAUGAGGAGUGAGCAGGAGCGGGCAGCUGUUGAGCAGCAGAAGCUGCAGCAGAAGCGCCAGGAGGAGAUGGUGCAGUAUCAGAAAGAGCUGGAGCAGCAGCUCAUGGAGAGGGAGCGCAGGAGACAGGAGGCGUAUGAGGAGUUCCUCAAAGAGAAGCUCAUGGUAGACGAGAUCGUCAGGAAGAUUUACGAGGAGGAUCAGAUGGAGCGGCAGCUGAAACUGGAGAAAGUCCGAGCCACUCAGCAGCAUAUCGAAGAGUUCAAGAGACAGCAGGCCGAGUGGAGGUGCAUGGAGCGAGAAAGGAUGGAGGCCGAGAACCGGCGCAUCAUGGAGUUUGCCAUGCAGCAGCAGCACAUGGAGAAGGACAGGAUAGCCAAGCUCAAAGAGAGAGAAGAGGCGAAGGAGCAUCUUCAUAAAUUGCUCUGUGUGAAGAUUGAGGAGGAGCAGCAGCAGCGUGAAGAGAUGGAGCGCGUUCGUCAGGAGCUUUAUUUGGAAGAGCAAGAAGAGGCUAACAGGCAGAGAGAAAUCGAAGAGAUGGAGAAGAAAAUCAGACAGAGGCUGAUGAUGCAGCAGACCUUCCAGGAGCAGCUGGCUUUCAAAGAGAUGUGGAGGCAGGCUGAGAAAGAGGAAGAGGAGGCCUUCAGGAAGAUGAUGAUGGCCAAGUUCGCAGAGGACGACCGUAUAGAGCAGAUGAACGCCCAGAAACGACGCAUGAAGCAGCUUGAACACAAACGUGAGGUGGAGAAACUAAUAGAGGACAGAAGACGACAGCAGGAGGCCGACAUGGAGCUGGAGGCUAAAGAAAGAGCGAUUGAGGAGCAGAAAGAGGCGUUGCGGAGACAGAUCGUUGAAGAAGAGAGGCAGAGGCUUCUGAAGCGUCACGCAACACAACUCCUUGGAUACUUGCCUAAGGGCUUGCUGCGGGAGGAUGACCUGGAACACUUAGACGAAGACUUCAGAAAACACUUUAAAACACGUCAGGCUGAUGCGUUCUCUGAUGAUGGCUGGGAGGCCAACGAUUAGAUGCUUCUCCUCCAAUCUGCCACUAGAGGGCAGUGUAGAGUUACAGAAGUAUAGAUACAAGGGACCGAUUCAGGGACAUAUUUUUAUUAAGAGGUGCUGACAGGCACUGAGUUAACAUCAUUCCAAAUAGACGUGGCAACUCAGUCUGCCAAUGUUUAACUGAAGAGACAAACCAAAUCUAUUUAUCAGUUUUCUGACAAUGUUCUGAGAGACAACUGGGGCCUACAACACAAAGAAGUAUCCUUAAAUAACAGUGAGGCACUGUUAAGCUUUUUAGCUUUUAAAAAAUAGAAGUGGAGACAUUCAGUGGUUAUUACUUCCCCCAGUCUAGAGCCUUCAUGAAUUCUUCUUCUGUGAAGCUCAGCAGCUUAGCAGCUUCAAAAUGCAUCUGCACACACAAAAAAAAACCCUUAAGAUUAAAAACUAAGCACAGUAUCCACUAACAGAGUAACAUGAUGACUCGUACCUUUUGCCUUUUGAGAAUGUCGAUUAGCUUCAGUUGUUUCUUGAAGGCCAUGAUGAGUUCGGCUUUCUGCUUUUUUAGCAUUUUGUUUUCAGCCAGCAGAUUUUCUUUACUCUGAUGUUCCUCAGUUAUUUUGUCCUUAUUUAUAAAAGAAGGCAAAAAGCAGAAAUUAGUGCAGGCUCAGCAGGACCUCACCUUGUUUGUGCAAGCUGAAGUUGUCAGAGCAGAUAUUUUAGUGUGCAGCUUAAAAUUCAGUUCUAUGUACAUGUGAAAGAUCUUCAAAAUAAGAUGUUGGUGUGAGGGACAUAAUAGCAUUACCUUAACUCAUAUUUUUUCUCUGCAUCUUUAACUACACCUAUGAAUGUCAUGUCUAUAAAAGUUUUUCUGCUAUGCCUCUUUAAUUAGAAUUGCUGAUAUACAAAUAAAUAUAAGACACUUUGUGGCUGUUGUGUCUCUAUAACAAGA
Molecule: messenger RNA, 2608 nt
Organism: Neolamprologus brichardi
Lineage: Eukaryota; Metazoa; Chordata; Actinopteri; Cichliformes; Cichlidae
Gene: mns1
Product: meiosis-specific nuclear structural 1
Biological process (GO): cilium organization
Cellular component (GO): motile cilium
Source: RefSeq, a predicted model, not a curated record